Aureobasidium uvarum is the source of this 1074-nucleotide messenger RNA. NCBI's taxonomy places the organism in Eukaryota, Fungi, Ascomycota, Dothideomycetes, Dothideales, Saccotheciaceae. The record is from the annotation of a GenBank genome assembly.
AUGGAAAUCCACACCGAAUCCAUCGACACAAUCAACAAUGGCCAAGUCAAGGUCAUCCCUGUAGAGGACAUUCAAUCCACCUUUGGCUCUUCCAGCAUCGACCUCAUCAGCAAACCCCUCGGCUCGCGCAUCCUCUCCUUCUCCGACGAAUGGUUCGCCGCCGCCGAUAACCUCACCACCCCCACCGCACCAAUCCGCAAGCCUGGCGUCUUCGUCUUCUCAGGCGCCUGGUAUGAUGGCUGGGAGACUCGCCGCCAUAAUUCCGAGCCCUUUGACUACGUGGUCUUCAGACUCGGUGUUGCGAGCGGAAGAGUCAAGGGUGUAGAGAUCGAUACUGCAUUUUUCAAUGGCAAUCACGCGCCAGAAGUGCAGGUACAAGGCGUCUUUGCCGACGACAGCAGAGAAGAAGAAAUAAAGAGCAAGGACUUUGCAGAAUGGGAAACCAUCUUGCCAAUCACCGAAUGCGGUCCCUCGCAACGACACGCUUGGCUUCUUCCCACAACCACAAAACCUUACACCCAUAUCCGCUUGCAAAUGUUCCCUGAUGGCGGUAUUGCUCGUUUCCGCCUUUAUGGAGAUGUACAAGCCGUAUUGCCUACAGAUGCUUCCGAAGUCUUUGAUCUGGCAGCUACUGUCAACGGCGGUGUUGCCAUUGCUUGCUCAGAUCAACACUUUGGCACAAAAGAUAAUCUUCUCCUCCCCGGCCGCGGCAAAGACAUGGGCGAUGGCUGGGAAACCAAGCGCACGCGUGGCGAACACAUAGACUGGUGUAUCAUCCGUCUAGGCACUUCUGGCUACAUUUCCAAACUGCUGAUCGACACUGCACACUUCCGCGGCAACUUUCCGCAAAAGGUGCAGGUGUUUGCUGCCGAGGGUUCUGAAGCUCCUGCACACGAUAGUGGCAAGUGGGUGGAGAUUUUGAGUCCGCAGAAGACGGGGCCGGACUUUGAGCAUGUAUACGAGGGAGAUGUGUUGAAGGAGGUCAAGGACAAGGCGUAUGAAUUCGUCAAGUUGGUCAUGAUUCCCGAUGGCGGUAUCUCGAGGAUCAAGGUGUUUGGUAGCAAGGCUGUGUAG